AUGAGUCGCCGCGGCUGUUCCCUGCUCCUCCUCCUUGCGGCUGCGAUCCUGCUGCUCUUGGUCCGUCCGGCGGCCCAGAUCGGAUCCCAGCCUUCACCGCGGGGCGGCGAGGCAUACGUCAUGCUCCUGUACGGCGACGAGUUCUUGUUGGGAGUCCCGCGUGCUGGGGAAGUCGAUCCGCGACACCCGGGCCACCGCGACAGCGUCUCCUAUUACGCCAAGAAGCUCCUCAAGGCUGAUGGCUGGAUAGUGGAAAAGAUCAUUUUUGGAUUAUCAUGCGUCGAUGAUGUUUGUACAGAUAUUUUUCUUAUAUUCUCAUAUGGAGGAAAACGUUCCCUUCUUUGUGCAGUUGUAUACUUGGACGCAGAUACUAUUGUGGUUAAAAGUAUUGAGUAUCUGUUUAAAUGCGUGAAAUUCUGUGCUAACUUGAAGCAUUCAGAGAGGCUUAAUUCUGGAGUCAUGGUAGUGGAACCUUCUGAGACUGUUUUUAGUGACAUGAUGGGCAAAGUGCAAACCCUGUAUUCUUACACUGGAGGUGGUCAGGGUUUUCUAAAUUCGUACUAUAGCGACUUUGCCAAUGCACAUCUGUUUGAGCCAAAUUUAUCCCCAGAGGUGUUGAAAUCUCGACCAGUUCCUGAAAUGGAGCGACUUUCUACUCUAUACAAUGCAGAUGUUGGUCUUUACAUGCUUGCAAACAAGUGGAUGGUCGAUGAAAGUGAACUCCGGGUUAUUCACUAUACACUUGGACCCCUUAAACCUUGGGACUGGUGGACAUCCUGGCUUCUGAAACCUGUAGAUGUGUGGCUGAAUGUGAGGGAACAACUUGCUGAUUAUCUUCCUGGAACUGGAGGGGAAAGAAAUCCUAAUGAUGAGUUUCUAGUGAAGUUCCUUUUUCUGCUACCUCUUUGCCUUCUGUUCUUUGGGUACUACCGAUCUCUUCCCCAGGUAUUGCAGCAAUGUCGUUCUUGCAGAAGUUCAUUGGGUGAUAACAUUAGACAGCUUUUACAUAGAAUCAGAUUUAAUGGAGCAUACGCAUAUUCUGGUGUUUCCACGGCAUCUGGCAUUACUUUUAACCAGCAGUUCUCACAUGGUGCACCGUCAAUGAUCCCUGUGUAUUUGGGUGGGAUAUCGGUAAUAGUAUGUUUCGCUGCAGCUGCUGUGUCUCUCUUGCUGGCUCUCGCAGUUGUGCCUCGGCAAGUAAUACCGUGGACUGGUUUGCUAUUGAUGUAUGAGUGGACAUUUGCAGUCUUCUUUGUAUUGUUCAGAGGUUAUCUCCAUUUGGUAUAUAAACUUGGAAGGGCAGCAGCAGUUCAAAAGGUUGCACAUGCUGACCAUGAAUCUGAGAAAGGCUGGUUGACUUGGAGCAUUGGCAUUUGAUGUGCAUAUUUUGUG
This is a messenger RNA of Syzygium oleosum, 1392 nucleotides long. Its product is annotated as inositol phosphorylceramide glucuronosyltransferase 1-like. The coding region runs from base 1 to 1377 and encodes 458 amino acids. Gene Ontology annotation, molecular function: glycosyltransferase activity. Lineage: Eukaryota; Viridiplantae; Streptophyta; Magnoliopsida; Myrtales; Myrtaceae. The transcript is spliced from 8 exons. The record is from RefSeq and is a predicted model, not a curated record.